This is a messenger RNA of Tilletiopsis washingtonensis, 6175 nucleotides long. RefSeq lists its product as hypothetical. The coding region runs from base 86 to 6094 and encodes 2002 amino acids. Gene Ontology annotation, molecular function: phosphatidylinositol N-acetylglucosaminyltransferase activity. Gene Ontology annotation, biological process: GPI anchor biosynthetic process. The record is from RefSeq and is a predicted model, not a curated record. Gene Ontology annotation, cellular component: glycosylphosphatidylinositol-N-acetylglucosaminyltransferase (GPI-GnT) complex. Lineage: Eukaryota; Fungi; Basidiomycota; Exobasidiomycetes; Entylomatales. The transcript has 11 exons.
UCACAACUCUCCUUCGUUCACCUCUUCGCACGCUCGCACACUGUCCGCGCACGGCGCCACUCCUCUCGCACCGCGCACGGGACGUAUGGUGCCGGUCGCCGACGGGUCCGCCAGCGCCGCGCCGUCGGGCAGCCCUGCAGCGCUGGCCGAGGCGCUGGCGCUGGCGAGCGCGUCCGAGGAUGGCCAGUCUGCGGCGCUGCAGGCACUAAAUGUCUGGGCUGCAGCGGCAUGCAAGCAGCAUGCGUCCACAGCGCAGCUCGAAGACGUGGGCAUGGAUGCUGCGGCUCAAGCAGCCGUGCUGCCGGUGCUCUGGCAGGGCUUCAUCUCGCCGCGGCGCGCCGACAACAAGAGCGCUGCCGCGCUGCUGCAGUCGCUCGUCUCGCUCGUCACAGCCAGGACUAGUCUGCUGCUGCCUCGUCUUUUGGAGACAGCAGUCGAGAACAUCGGCCUCAAGGCAUCCGUACUCGUCGCCGAGCAGCUGCUCCAGGCCGACCCCUCCCUGGUCCUGCAAGUGGACGCUGGCAUGCUGCCGCGGCUCUUGCAAGGCAGCGACAACGGCAACGGGUCGGCCGUGCGUCGCUCGAAGUUGCUCUCGAUGACGCUGUCGGCGCAUGCGCUGCUCAUCGGGUGCGAGCUCGACCGCAGUCGCAGCCCGGCCAGCGAGCCGCUAACGUCGGGAGAGCGCCGCUGGGUGGACAUCUGGGCGUCAUUGCUGGCGGCAGCCCUGACAAGUGCCUCUGCCCAGAAGCGCACGCAGCUCGGGCUCUGUCACGUUGCCGCAGUCGUUGAGCUGGCUCCCUGGGCCAUGCCUGCUCUGUUGGACGCCGUCGCAGGCCAAGGCAACACAGAGGCGGCACUCAACGCGAGCCUCGUCGUGCUCCGCGCGUCUGGACGUCACAUUGAGGUCGUCGAAGACGAGACGGGCCAGGACAUCGACGAGCCAGCACAAGACGCGCCGACACGUCUGCGCGUGCCGGCGAGUCUGCUCUGCGCGUGCGCGGAGGCCCUGUCUGCCGAGACAUCGCUGCUGGCCUUUACGCUGGUCAUCGACUCCGGCCGGUCUGCGACUCCCUUCAGCAGCGCGGAUCUGCGAGUCGUGCAGGCCUACUUCGAGGCCUCCUUCAGCAUCACGCUGCCGGCCGCACGCAUGGAGCUGAAGAGCCACAUCGUCCGCUUCGUCGCGCGCCUGCGCUCGAGCUGCUACGCGGCCCAGCGGGAUCAGACGAUCAUCGAGCGGGUCCCGCCCAUCGAGCGCACACGGGCAGAGACUGCGCGCCUGCGCAUCUGCAUCCAGACGCUUCAGAGCGCCAAUGACUUCCUGCAGUGGCUGACACGGCGAUCGUCGCGAGCAGUGUAUCCCGGUGCUCCGUACUACACCUGCGCCAUCGGCCUGUCGCACCUGGCAGCUCUCAUCGCGCUGGACUCGUCGCUCCGCGAGUCGACUGUGCCGUCCGAUCCGCAGGCCUACUGUUUCCCGCUUGGCCUCGCCACGCCGCAGCUCGUCCGCCGGCUGCUAUCAUGCGCGGAUCACUCGUACACCUCGGUGCAGGCGGAAGGCCUAGCGCUGCUGCGUAAGCUGCCGCGGCCUUUAGCGGGCCUCGAGUCAUAUGCUGCUGCGGAAGCGGCGAUCCUCGGCAAAGGCCAGAGCCUGACCUUGGCGGCGCGCGAGGGCGAAAGUGCUGCAUCUGCGGCUCUCUCUUGCCUCUUCAUGGAUCUCUACAUCAAGUCGCCGGCACCAACAUCGGCAGGGCCGAGUUUGACAGCACACGCUUUCGUCGCGCAGCAUCUCGAGGCCCUGAACGAGCACGUCUCUGCCGCGGAAGCCGGAGAGGACGCGCUGCUCACUGCGGCACGCGAGCGGCCGCUGCACGGAUCGCUCGUCACGCUGCAGGCGCUAUUCCGCAGUCUCGGCGUAGAGAGCCCGGACGCCAGCGAGCUCGAGCAGACGCGUGCGCUCUACCAGCGCGCCGUUGCUGUGAUCGAUCGCAUCUGGACGGUCACGCGCGUCGUCCUGGCUCUGAGCGCCCCGGAGGGGUCGCAAGGGCCGCGAAGAGAUCACGAGGCUGCUCGAGCGCUGGCUGUCACAGGAGAGCACGACGACGCAGACGACAACGACGCUGCGGCCGGCCUCGGCCCGACGCACCAGGUCCUGCUCUCGUACGCCUGGCGAGGCAUGAAAGAAGCCGCAGCGCUCCUCACUCUCCUCGUCCAGCUUGGACUGCAGGGCGAUGCCGCCGCCAGCCGCUUGCUCUGGCCACGAGCCGAGCUGGAGGCGAUCGGAGCGCGCUUCAGCGAGUGGAUGACCCUCGUGCGGCAUCGCGGAGCGUUCAGCACCAUCGCACCAGCCUACGGUCAGGCCGCCUCGGCCAUUCUCCGCUGUCGCUCACGCGAAGAGGUCGCUGACCUGCCGCGUGCGUGGCUCGACCGCUUUUUGGCUGCUGUCGAGGAUCCGGCAGCAGCCCUGUCGACGACGAGGCGCAGCGCAGGCAUCGGCGCGACUGUCGUGUCCCUCCUGGCGGCGUUCCCGCGCAGCUCCGACGUGGUCGCGCAGACAGUCGCCCGCCUUGUCGCGCUCGCAUCCGACAGCAGCGCAACCUCGCCAGAGCGGUCGAUCCACGCGCUGAACAUCCUGCGCGCGUGUGUCGAUGAUCGUGAUCUGGCCACGCCGCUGCAGUCGCACAUCGGUCCUCUGCUCGAGCUGGUUGUGCCGCGCUUCUCUUCGCCGCUGUGGGGCAUUCGCAACGCCUCGAUGAUGCUCUUCAGCUCUCUCGCGGUCCGAGCACUCCCAGGCAGCGGCACCAACCGCGACGACUCGUCCGCGCGCCGCCCUUUCGUCGAGUUCUUUGCACGCUUCCCAAGCCUGCUACCUGCGCUUGUGCAGCAGCUAGACGCCCUGUCAUCCGAGCAGGCCCAGCUUGACACGACCGAUGGCCAAAGUGCGCUCUUCGCCGUGCUUCUUCUGCUCUCGCGGCUGCAAGUCGACGACACCGCUCCGGCUGCCGCGUCGGCUGUAGCCCCAGACCCACUUGUGCCCCUGGUGGAGCGAUGCCUGACCAGCCGCACCUGGAAACUGCGUGAGGUUGCAGCGCGCGCUCUUUCCUCCCUCACAGCACCCGGCAGAUGUGUCAGCGUGGCACAUGGCCUGCUCAGCAGCUGUUCGCGACGCGACCAGAAUGGAGCACACGGCAAGCUGCUCGCUGCAGAGCGCCUGGUGUCGCUUUCGCCAGCGGGCAACUCCGCUGAGCUGGAGGCGCUCUCCGCAGCAUUGCAAGCUGCUGAGGCAAGCUGGCUGCAUGACAAUCGCUGUGCGGCAACACAGGCCGGCUUCCUGGCUCUCUGCGCGGCAGUUUCGAGAGCACAGGAUGGCCGUGCUUCUUCUGCAGCCGCCCUGGUCGACCAGAACGCACGCACGCUUCUUCAGCGCGAGCACGCUGCGCAGGACUUGACGCGAGGCGACCACGCGGCUACGCCUGCGCUGCUCGCGCAGUGUGCUCAACUGCAAGUGCCCAGAGCAUCGGCCGCGACUGUUGCCCAGCUGUUGGCACACCCCGUUGCCGAAGUGCGCUUUGCCGUGCUGGACAGCCUCUAUACCGCAGGCGCGGAGGCACCUGGUCCAGAGACCACGAGCGCGCUUCUCGCCUGCCUGCUGAACCCAGAGGAGGCCGAGUGGGUGGCUACUGCCGCCGCGCGUGCGCUUGCGCGAGGGCCCGAGCUGGUAGCUCUGCAGGACAAAGGACUGCAAGACAUCUGCGAUCGGAUGCUCGACGUCAUCUCCUCGACGCCCAGCAUGCCUCUUCAAGCAGCUCUGUUGCCUGUCUAUGCCGCUGUGGUCGCAAGUCUUGCUGGCAGCGUCAGCUUCGAGGCGACGCGGCAUCUAGACGUGUGCUGCGGUCAAGUCGCCGCCUGGAGCGAAGCCGAGCAGCCCUUGCACCUCCGCUUCGCCGCGCUGCAAGCGCUGCAUGCUCUGCGAGGCAGGCUGUUCCCCAAGGCCGACCAGGCCGAAUCCGACCCGCUCCCUUCGCGACUCUUCGCUGCCCGUCUUGCCUGCAUCACGCUCCUGACCGACGACGACGAGGAGCUGCGCGAAAGCGCGGCCGAGCUCGCGGGUGCGACCAUCGGCGCGAACGUGGCGGCAUUGUCGGCAGCAGACAAGCAGCACGGCAGCAUCCAGGUCGUCCGCGCGAUGGCCAUGCGCGCCAGCGUGUGCAGCCAGGCCAGCACUGAUCGGGCGUGGGACUACAUGUCCAGCACAUGCACCGGCACCGAUGCGGCUCGGUGGUCUGCCUGCGUGCGCGGCCUGCUGCUGCGAGACGACGCUGCAUUUGAGCUGGACAUGACGGCCUGCUUCUCCACCGCCUCUGCCCUGUUCGCGGAGGAGGCCGCCAACCAGUACAAGCAGCCGCAGCAGGACCUGCUGCGGUGCGCGCGAGAAGUCUCGCGGCGCAAACUGCGGCUGACGGAUGGCCAGGGCGAUGCGGCAGGGCUCAUCCAACGCCACUGUCACGCCUUGCAUCGCUUCGCCGACCAGCUCGGGCUCGACGGCGACGGGCCGUUGCGGCCACACAGCUCGGCGCAAGUUUUCGUCCUGGCGACGCGUCUGGUGCUCAUCACUCAAGCGCUCGCUCUCGAGCAGCCUCGGGACAGCAACGCAGAACUCACGGAGUCCGUCGGGCUGGCGCAGCGUCUGGCAGCACGCCUGGACCUCGAGCUUGGUGCGCUCGGCGCAUUCGAUCUCGCUUCCGCAGUCGCUCCCCCCGCCGCCUCCGCUGCCGAGUCGUCUCCAAAGCAGCGCUACCGCAUCGCCAUGAUCUCCGACUUCUUCUUUCCAAACGUCGGCGGCGUUGAGGGCCACAUGUACGCGCUGAGCCAGCAGUUGAUCGCGCGCGGACACAAGGUCAUCGUCAUCACGCACGCGUACGCGCCGGACCGCACAGGCGUGCGCUAUCUGCCAUCGGGGCUGAAGGUCUAUCACGUCCCGUUCGAAGUCAUUGCACGGCAAGACACGCUGCCGCAAUUCUUUGGCCUCUUUCCACAGCUGCGCUCCAUCCUCGUGCGCGAGCGCAUCGACAUUGUGCACGGCCACCAAGCGCUGUCGAGCAUGGCGCACGAAGGCAUCCUGCACGCGCGCACCAUGGGUCUGCGUGCGGUCUUCACCGACCACUCGCUUUUCGGCUUCGCCGACGCCGCGAGCAUCCUGACGAACAAGCUGCUGCGCUUUGUGCUGAGCGACGUUGACGGCGUGUGCUGCGUCAGCCAUGUCGGCAAGGAGAACACGACGCUGCGCGCUGCGCUCGAUCCACGCAAGGUCUACGUGAUCCCAAACGCCGUCGUGCCUGCCCAGUUCCGACCCGACCCAGCAGCAGCCUCUCCCGACAGACUGACGAUUGUGGUGCUCAGCCGUCUGAUGUACCGCAAGGGCAUCGACCUGCUCAUCGCAACCAUUCCACGGAUUUGCGAGCGGCACCCCGAUGUGCACUUUGUCAUCGGCGGCGAUGGGCCGAAGCGAGUGGAGCUGGAGCAGAUGCGCGAGAAGCACCUGCUGCACCAGCGUGUCGAGCUGUGCGGUGCCAUCCGCCAGGGCGAUGCGCGCGACCACCUGGUGCGUGGUCAGAUGUUCCUCAACACGAGCCUGACCGAGGCGUUCGGCAUGUCACUCAUCGAGGCGGCGUCCGCCGGGCUGCUCGUGGUGAGCACGCGCGUCGGCGGCGUGCCAGAGGUGCUGCCGCCGUGGAUGUGCCUGCUUGCUGCGCCCGACGAGGAUGACGUCGUUCGCGCGACGGAGCAGGCCAUUGCACGGGUGCGCGCAGGCCAGCAUGAGCCGUGGCAGUACCAUGCGGCUGUGAAGGACAUGUACUCGUGGAGCGACGUAGCGGCGCGCACGGAGCGCAUGUACGACGCUGCGAUGGCACGCCCAGUGCCCGACAGCGUCGAGCGGCUGAGUCGCUACUACGCCGGCGGGCCCGUCGCCGGCAAGGUGUUCUGCAUCAUCGUCGCCGUCGACAUGCUCUUUCUGUAUCUCCUCGAGUGGCUCAGCCCCACGGCGAGCAUCGACUGCGUGCCGGACGCGCUUGACGACGACGGCGAGGCAGCCUGACGGCAGCCGUGCCCGGACAACAUACCCGCAUCUCCUCAUACCCCUCUGCCUUUGAGCAGCAACGGAUAGAUUACAACUAGG